AUGUUUCAGGAUGGCCUCGGAGAGAAUGCGGAAAGAUUUACUCCAAACUUUGUUGUUAGCUUCACAACAUUAUCAAUAUACGCACUUGUUAGUGCAUUUUGUUUCAAACAAAAACCUCAACGUGGUAUUGACUGGAUUCGAAGCAAACCGUGGUUAGCAUGCGCGGCCAUUGGAAUUGAUGACAUGUUCAUAAUGAGUGCUUGUUGGGAGCAAUCAGAUGAAAGGCAGCCCGUACCUGUAAGAAUGGCGCAGACAUUGUCUCACGCAGGUGUUGCUGUUACAAUUACAAAUAUUACGGAUAUUAUGUCAUUUGCUAUAGGUUGCAUUACUGACCUUCCAGGAAUUCGGUUAUUCUGCUUAUAUGCAUGUGUUUCCGUAGCAUAUUGUUAUUUGUUUCAAGUAAGUAGUGAUUUUGUUUAAUU
Molecule: messenger RNA, 422 nt
Organism: Strongylus vulgaris
Lineage: Eukaryota; Metazoa; Nematoda; Chromadorea; Rhabditida; Strongylidae
Source: the annotation of a GenBank genome assembly